GCAGCAAAGCUGACGAUUGAAGGGAAAUGGUCCGCUGCCACGGAUGCCAGAAAUAGAGUACUGACUCGACUCAAGAAAGACAUCGGCUUAGCCACACUCUUAAACAUCAAGAAGAAGCACAAGUACGCCACAUCAAUGCUUAAGAAAUUUCUCAACAAAGACGAGGUCAAAUCAGUGUUGGGUGUCGGAAAGACGACGGCUUGGGUUAGAUGCAACAAACUGGUGAAAAAUGCUCUGCAUGAGGAUGUGAUGAAGACUGUUAAGACGAUGGUGGAGGAUGUGGUGAGGAAGACAAGGGUACUACUUUAUGAAGGAGCGUUGGAUUUGAAGGAUGGCGUGCUGUCAGUGGAGGCUUGGGUGAGGGAGAUGGAGUGGGAGGGAACUCCGAGGUUCUUAGAGGCGACGAGAGAGGAGUGGAGAGUAGAAGGGGAGGUUGCGGGGACUGUGCAGAGCUGGGGGAACUUGACGCAUGUCGUGGUUUUCGACGCCGGACAUUUGGCUGCGGCAGACCGGCGGAUGAAUACGCAGGCUAUGAUUGAAGGCUGGGUUUUGCAGAGUGGAAGUUUUUUCAGGAAAUAAGAUGAUCAGCACCAAACCCCCAAUGAUCGAAAUAAAAAAGAUAAAUAAAUAAAUAAAAAUCGACUAUUUACAAAAAUAGCAUUAUAUAUACGAGUAUUUUUAUAUCUCACACUCAAAUUUUUAAUGUGACCUUUAAUUUUUUAUAAGUGCAACAGAAAUAACA
This is a messenger RNA of Phalaenopsis equestris, 742 nucleotides long. RefSeq names its product serine carboxypeptidase-like 50. Gene Ontology annotation, molecular function: serine-type carboxypeptidase activity. NCBI's taxonomy places the organism in Eukaryota, Viridiplantae, Streptophyta, Magnoliopsida, Asparagales, Orchidaceae. Gene Ontology annotation, biological process: proteolysis. The record is from RefSeq and is a predicted model, not a curated record.